CCCUGUUUCUCUCCCUGUCAAUCCACAGAACAAAACAAAACAAAGCCAUGAACAAAAACAGUUCACGUCCUCUUUCCCUUCUCCCUUUUCUCUUUUUAUUUGACCUCCGGUUAAUCUCAGCCCUUAAUCUCAACUCAAUUUCAUCCGUCGAUUUCAUCCCCAGCCCCAGCCCCAGCCCCGGUUACCAACCCCUAGCCAAUGGCUCAGAUUUCAUCCGCUCCAGCUGCAACUCCACUCUCUACCCCGACCUCUGCUACGCCUCCUUGGAAGCAUACUCCAGUUCCGUCCACGAGGACCCAGCGCUAUUGGCGAGCGUUGCCAUUGGCGUCAGCUUGAAGAAGGCGAAAACGAUAGCGUCCUACUUGGUCAACCUCAGCCACGAGGGCGACUUCCACUCAGACCCCAGAGCGUCAUCGGCGCUGCACGACUGUCUAUCAAACUUUGGUGACGCCGUGGACGAGAUCCAAGGGUCGCUGAAACAGAUGCGCGACCUGGGCGCAGCGGGGAGUUCCAAGGAGAACCUCCGGUUCCUGUUGAGUAAUGUGCAGACGUGGAUGAGCGCAGCGUUGACGGACCAGCAGACUUGUGCCGACGGUUUCGAUGACGUGGCGGACGGGCCGCUGAAGGAGGAUGUUAUCGAUAGGGCUGCGUGUGUGAAGAAAUUGACGAGCAAUGCACUUGCUUUGGUUAAUAGUUACGUUGAGAAAGCAACAAGUUGAUGAGACGUUGGAGAGUUAAAAUUAUAACAUUUAUAAUUAUGAUUGAUAAUAAUUACUCAUAAAGAACGAAAAACAAUAAAUGAGUUUAUAAAUUACGUGCUUUCCUUCGCUACAAAAA
Molecule: messenger RNA, 837 nt
Organism: Mangifera indica (mango)
Lineage: Eukaryota; Viridiplantae; Streptophyta; Magnoliopsida; Sapindales; Anacardiaceae
Product: pectinesterase inhibitor 7-like
Exons: 1
Coding region: 48-719 (223 amino acids)
Biological process (GO): negative regulation of catalytic activity
Molecular function (GO): enzyme inhibitor activity
Source: RefSeq, a predicted model, not a curated record